Teleopsis dalmanni is the source of this 1124-nucleotide messenger RNA. RefSeq names its product estradiol 17-beta-dehydrogenase 8. The record is from RefSeq and is a predicted model, not a curated record. The transcript has 3 exons. Gene Ontology annotation, molecular function: oxidoreductase activity, acting on the CH-OH group of donors, NAD or NADP as acceptor. Bases 296 to 1042 code for a protein of 248 amino acids. NCBI's taxonomy places the organism in Eukaryota, Metazoa, Arthropoda, Insecta, Diptera, Diopsidae.
AAAAUUUUGCCUUUUUGUGAGAAAGUAUUUAUUUUUUAUUCUCUUUAUGUUGACUGCCUCGCGCUAACAAAAAAAUGGCGUGAGAGAUAAUGUGAACCAGCUGAUAGCUUCAAAGUGUGAUUGAAACAAGUCCCUCCCCACUCGCUUCAACGUAGAUAACUAAUUACGAUGAUCUCUUGUGCAUACGUUUAUGUUGUUGAGUUUGUUGGUUUCUGUAUGUUUAGGGCAUAGUAUCUAGUUUUUUUUUAUUACAUAAUAUAAAUAAAGUGAUCGUAUUUUAUUAAUUUAAUUAAUUAUGUCGGGUCCGCUCUUUGGUAAACUAGCUAUUGUAACAGGUGCUGGCUCAGGCAUUGGUCGUGCCACUUGUCGAGUACUGGCUAGAGAUGGCGCAAAAGUGAUAGCUGCGGAUCGUAAUUUAAAAGCAGCAGAAGAAACCGCAAAUGAAAUUGGCACAGACGUUGCCUCAGCCGCUGAAAUUGAUGUAUCCUCAUAUGAAAGCGUCAACAAGACAGUUCAGAGCAUUGUUUCAAAAUUUCAAAAAGCACCGACAAUCGUAGUCAACUCAGCGGGCAUAACACGUGAUGGCUAUUUACUGAAAAUGCCUGAACGGGAUUACGAUGACGUUUACAGUGUCAAUUUGAAGGGUACGUUUUUGAUAACGCAACAGUUUGCCAAGGCUAUGAUUGCAAACGAUUCAAAAGGCGGUAGCAUAAUCAAUCUUUCCAGCAUUGUGGCUAAAAUGAAUAAUAUUGGGCAAGCAAAUUAUGCUGCCACAAAAUCGGGCGUUAUAUCAUUUACAGAGGUCGCCUCUAAAGAAUUUGGUAAAUUUGGCAUACGUGUCAAUGCUAUAUUACCUGGUUAUAUAAACACACCAAUGGUUGCUGUUGUACCAGAGAAAAUCAAAGAGCAAGUUAAAGUACGAUGUCCUUUGGGUCGUUUAGGUAAGCCCGAAGAAAUCGCUGAAGUCAUAGCAUUUCUCGCCUCUGAAAAGGCUUCCUAUAUCAAUGGCGCAGCAAUCGAAGUAACUGGCGGCCUAAAGUGAUAAAGUGAAAUAUUGUAAAAAUUUUAAAAAUGUUGCAUUUAUUUUUUAAUAAAACUAGUUGUCGGAAACCUGUGAAAAAUCA